Adineta steineri is the source of this 912-nucleotide messenger RNA. The record is from the annotation of a GenBank genome assembly. Lineage: Eukaryota; Metazoa; Rotifera; Eurotatoria; Adinetida; Adinetidae.
AUGGACGUGUUUGAAAUAUUAUCAUCUCUUUUAAUGCUCAUAUGUAGCAUAUUCGGUACUAUCUGUGCACUUGUAUUUAUUAUAAUAAUAAUUAUCCAUCAUCAAUGUCAUACAAUAAAUAAUCUCCUUGCAUUUAAUUGUGCUGUAGCUGGUUGUAUUACCAGUAUAACAUAUAUAUGCCAAUCUAUCUAUCAAUUGAUAGAUAUUGGUAAUGAUAUACUCUGUCCUUUACGUGGUUUUAUUUUACAUACUGGAACUGGUCUUUUAUAUCAUAGUUUAUGUGUCAUAGGAUGUUAUCGUCUCUUUGUGACAGUAUACUCAACUCGACGAUUUCUUCAAACAAACAAUUGUGCCAUUUCCAUGGUAGCUAUACAAUGGUUUAUAUCUUGUACUUUUGUCGUUCCUCUCUUUAUCACUGGCAAAAUACAAUAUCAAGUUAAUGGUCGUAUAUGUGGGGUACUAAUGGAAGAAGAAUGGAGUUUUAUUUAUCUCAUAUCAAUUGCUUUUGUGUUUCCACUUAUAAUUAUAGUUAUUCUUUAUACAAAGAUUGUUAAAUAUAUGAAACAAAAUCCAUUUUCAAUAAAAAAUAGCACGAAUAUACCGUCACAACAUCGAAGACAAUCUGAACUUCGUCUUAUUCGUCGUAUUUGCAUGAUCAUUACGACUUUAUUUAUUCUUGAUUUUCCUAAACUAGUUAGUUUUAUUGCAACUGAAAUUCUUCUGUUACCAUCAUGGCCAUAUAUGAUACGAGUUGAUCGUAUGUUCAUUACUUUUGGUAUAAGUACAACUAUGCUUGUCAAUAUAAUAAUAACUGAUGAUGUUAGAAAAGUUUUAACAAGUACAAUUAUGAAAUAUAUUGUUCCAAAAAAACGAGUGCAAGAUAUCAAUGUAAUCAAAAUGCCUAUAGUCUAA